Molecule: messenger RNA, 585 nt
Organism: Eupeodes corollae
Lineage: Eukaryota; Metazoa; Arthropoda; Insecta; Diptera; Syrphidae
Exons: 1
Coding region: 1-585 (194 amino acids)
Molecular function (GO): nucleic acid binding
Source: RefSeq, a predicted model, not a curated record
AUGGUGGAGAGGUUUAAUCGAACACUGUUAGACUAUCUUGCUAAAUACGUCGAUAGCCAGCAAAGAAAUUGGGACCUCCAUCUUCAAACAGCCCUCCUUGCUUAUCGCUCCGCAGAACAUGAAGCAACAGAUUUCUCACCGGCAUACCUUAACCUUGGACGAGAAGUUAAGCUUCCAGUAGAUCUUGCUUUUGGCUCCCCUAACACCACAGACUUGGGCCCUCCUAUUUAUGCACUGGAAUUGAGACAACGUUUGCAAAAAUCACAUGCAAUUGUUCGCAAGAAUCUAAACUUAGCGGCAGACUCAAUGAAAACUAGGUACGAUAUUAAAAAACUCCCAAUUCAUUUUCUUGCAGGUGAAGAAGCAUGGUUCUACAAUCCAAAACGCAGAAGAGGGAUAUCGCCUAAGCUACAGAGUGACUUGGAGAGCCCAAUUCGAAUCAUAUCGCCGCUAUCUGAAUUGGUGUACCGGAUCCAGUGCAAGGGCAGUAAAAAAACAAGAGUCAUCCACGUGGACCGUUUGGCCCCUUUUAAACCUAGACCAGAACUCAGCAGGAGCCAGAGUCCUAAGGAUGGAGCAAUGUGA